UUGCGAUUUACGUCAACAGCGAGAACCUCCUUCCAUGAAAGCGGAGUAAUCCCUGUAACCUUUUACGGAAAUGACGUAGAUAACGUGCGCAGCGACAAAGACAGCGAGCCCGAAACCUAUGGGGAAGGAAUAAAAAAGAAAUUCAGUAUCGUCGCACUCUGUACCUAAAGACCAUCAUUUUCUGAAGAGGUCGCUGCCCCGGAGCUUCGGUGAAGACACCGAAAUUUGACGGCAACGAGGGCGGAUUUUGAAUCCGUUGAAUUCGUUGAGGAAGACUGUGGCAAUUGGCCGAUUUUCCGUUGGACGGUCUGUAGGCUAGGGUAUAGCGAGGGAGCCGCCAUGGCAGUCGGAUCAUUGAGCCUCCACAUCGGGAUAUGAAGAGGAACUGCAUGUGUCCCGAAUAGUCAAGAAAACGCCGCAUUUAACUUUGAUCCGCAUUGGAUCAGCUCUCUUAAUAUCUGAUCUCACCCUCCUUCAUCUUUGUGAAAUUGCUUCUGUAUCCAGAAAGAAAUCGCAAUUGGGUUUAAUCGGGGGGCCACAGGGAGAGGCCAGAUUCAUGACUAUUUUAGUCGGAGACGUGUCUUCAAAGGCCCGCUGAAAGAAAACCUGGAAUAUAAGGAAGCAAUGCUGCUCUGAUUGACCGUUGGUGUGCAAGAAAGGGUAGUUUAUUAGGUGAUAGAAGCUAGAGUGAAGGAUAAAGGGAUCGCUUUCUGCUUAUCCUCCCUGUGAAUUAUAGUGGUAUUCAUUUACUGUCAUCCUUUUUGGAUGAGAAGUUCCGGCGAAUCGAUCAGCCCUGCCGUUUAGCAAGUCACAGUCUCCCGAGUCGAGAGAGAAUCAAAGGGAUUGGAUCAUGUCGGGUCGGCCCAGGACCACAUCCUUCGCGGAGAGCUGCAAACCAGUGCCGCAGCCCUCGGCUUUCGGCAGCAUGAAAGUCAGCAGGGAUAAAGAUGGAGGCAAGGUAACAACAGUCGUGGCCACCCCAGGCCAAGGCCCCGACCGGCCACAGGAGGUGAGCUACACGGACACUAAGGUCAUCGGCAACGGCUCUUUCGGCGUUGUCUACCAGGCUAAACUCUGCGACUCCGGAGAGAUGGUGGCCAUCAAGAAGGUCCUGCAGGACAAGCGGUUUAAGAACCGUGAGCUGCAGAUCAUGAGGAAGUUGGACCACUGCAACAUAGUCCGCCUGCGCUACUUCUUCUACUCCAGUGGAGACAAGAAAGAUGAAGUGUACCUGAAUUUGGUUCUGGAUUACGUUCCUGAGACUGUCUACAGAGUGGCCAGACACUACAGCCGAGCCAAACAGACUCUGCCCAUGGUUUAUGUCAAGUUAUACAUGUACCAGCUGUUCAGGAGCCUGGCCUACAUCCAUUCGUUUGGGAUCUGUCAUCGGGACAUCAAGCCCCAGAAUCUGCUCCUGGAUCCGGAGACUGCCGUGCUCAAGCUCUGCGACUUUGGCAGUGCUAAGCAGCUAGUCCGCGGAGAGCCCAAUGUGUCUUACAUCUGCUCUCGCUACUAUCGAGCCCCGGAGCUCAUCUUUGGUGCCACUGACUACACUUCCAGCAUAGAUGUGUGGUCAGCCGGCUGCGUGCUGGCAGAGCUGUUGCUAGGACAACCAAUAUUCCCUGGUGACAGUGGAGUGGAUCAGUUGGUUGAGAUUAUAAAGGUUCUCGGGACUCCAACCCGAGAGCAGAUCCGCGAGAUGAACCCCAACUACACUGAGUUCAAAUUUCCCCAGAUUAAGGCACAUCCUUGGACUAAGGUGAGUCAACAGGUGUUCCGGCCGCGUACACCUCCAGAGGCCAUCGCCCUGUGCUCUCGCCUGCUGGAGUACACGCCCACGGCCCGCCUCACCCCUCUAGAGGCCUGCGCGCACUCCUUCUUUGACGAGCUGCGCGACCCCAACGUCAAACUGCCCAAUGGGAGAGAGAAGCCCUCCCUCUUCAAUUUCACCACCCAGGAGUUAUCCAGUAAUCCCUCUUUGGCCUCCAUACUCAUCCCUGCUCACGCCCGCAGCCAGGCCGCUGCCUCUACCCCAACUAACACCUCUGCCACUACAGAUGGCAGCAGCACAGAGCGAGGUCCCAGCACCACCGCCGCCUCUGCCUCGGCCUGCAACUCCACCUCCUGAGCCCACAGACGACCCGCCCCCCCCCGAUCUCAGCCCCGACCCACGGCCUCUCCAUUGCCCCGGGCAGGGGGUGAGGUGAGCUCUGCUCAGCUCAGCUCUGCCCUGCUCUCCUCCCUGACAGCAGCGGAGCGAUGCUGAAGCAGCCCGGGUUCAACAGCUAGCCAACAGCCCCAUGCCAUGACCACAAACCACGCAUCCCUAGUCUGCCUCUUUUAUCCCUGACUGGCCCCCCUCAUCCAGCUGUUUGAACUCUACUCCAUCCUCCGUCAAAGGCAUCUCUCCGUGCCCUUUCAACGGGGGAAGGAAAGCGCAGGGCCAGAGGUGUUGUCGACUGUACUAUGGAUAAAAGUACACUGUAAAUGUAUACACAAUGCUAGCCUGCUAAUGUUUGUAAGAGGACAAUCUGUAGAAAAAGUCCUAAGCUGUCCCCCCUUGAGCCCUCUCCCUAUCUGGCCUUCCUCCUUUGUCCUCCACCACAUUGUCCCAUUUUUCUGCAUCCUCAUCCUUUGACCUCUGACCCCAUGUGUCCCCUGGUUGAUCCCCCUCCCCCUUUGGUUUCUCCUGUAGUGCAUGGCCUGAGUAUGGUUAGGAUCACCCGGGGGUCACCCCGCCCUCUCCCUUCUCACCUCCACUUCCGCAGACAAGGCAUGAGGCUCGCGCACGGGUAUACACACGUACACACAUGUACACACUCAUAAACUCACACACACAUGGGUGCAUGAUGAUCCUGAUGUAUGUGGAAAGAAGCAGUCCACUUGCAGGGGUAACGUUUGGACAGGUUUUUUUUUUUUUUUUUUUUUUUUUUUUUUUUUUGCCCGGGGUUGUUUUUAAAUGGUCAGAAAAGUUGUUUUACUCGACCUUGUUUAUAAUUUUUGUUUUGUACUCCUGGGCAGAUGUUUUUUGGAUUGCCAUGUGCGAUGGAUGUGACAUGUAUCUGGUCCUGUGUGCUUGUAUAAUAUAUAUAUAUACAUACAAAACAAACAUGCAUACAUACAUACACAGUUUAUAUAUUACUUUUCCUUAUGUAUAAAAAGUAUAUAUAGAUAUAUGUAUAUUAACUACAAUGGUUCAGAAAUCAUUUAUGGUGAGCUCAUAUCUGGCAGAGCAGUGGCAAUAUUUGCUGCUGCCUAAAGACAAUAGAUAUAGAUAAGGUGGUGUUUUUGUUUUCUUUGCUGGAGUGUUGUUAGAUUCCAGCAGUCACUUCCCUGUUCUCCUGUGUUGUCUGUAUAAGGCUGUAGAUGGUUUUAGGGCAUUGCUCUAUUCCCCGUCUUUGGACUGACUGUCUGUAACAGUGUUUCUGUGGCAGUGCGAUGUCUAGACAAACAUUUCCCCCCCCCCACAAUCUAGCUCUUGCUCUCCGUCUCUGUGAAGAAUUCAAGAUGUUUCUUAACACUUAUUUUCCUCAACUCCCUAAGAAGUCCCGGUGGUGGUCCCUCGGCUCACGUCUGACUCUCUCAUGUUGUGACCACUGACUGAAGUGUUAGCCUAGCGUUCUUUCUCCUCCACCUGCCGCACAUAGAGCCACUCGGUACAGUGUCGAAGCGUCUUAUUUACAGAGAAUACUCACGUUAAAAAAAAAAGCAGAAUUUGUAUAUACAGUAUAAAUGCUCCUCACCAAAAUUCUGACUUGUAUGUUUUUUUUUAUGUUGUUAUGUUGAUUCUUUUUUCCAUGUUGCCAAGGUAUGUAUAUAUGCAGACCCAUGUACUGUUUAUGAGCAAAAACAAAGAUGACAAAGGGUAGGGAAUUAAAUGAAAAAAAAAAAAGAUUAACAAACAAAACAAUCAAGGCAAAACUGAUGUUGUUCAUGGAUAUUGUAGAUGAUGAUGAGGAUGAUGAUCAGCUUUAUCCAGCCAUAUGUUCAAUCUUACCUGUACAGUAGAUGACAGCUGUAUUAUUGUAACAAGAACUAGUCAUGUAUAGUGUAACUAUAGUUUGGAGUGCCUUUGCUUUCAUACACCUUCGCCUUGUUCUCCCCACCCCCCCUCCCCUCCUGAUUGUGACUCUCCCUUCGGUGCUGUUGAAUGUCCUGCACACACACAUUCUAAUCCCCUCCACUCACACAGCUCCCCCCUUCAUUGCACACUUAAUGUAAUAUACAGACAUUUUAAGGAUUUCUUUUCCUUGACUGAAGAUACAAGUAGAGGAGUGUUUAUUUUAAUAGAUGUUUUAUCUUGGACACACAUGCACGCACAAACCUGUAUACCACCAGUCCUGGCACGGGCUCCGGGGCAUGAAGUGGUUUGGGGGGGUCGUUGUGGAUGGCAGCAGGGGUUAAAAAGGCCUCAUUUACUGUAAAUAUACAGUACAGUUUCUGUAUUACUCACAGCGUUGGUUCCGUUACCAAAGCCAAACAAGAUGUAGUUGUGAUGAGCCAUCCUCAGGGGCAGUAAUGUAAUCUGUCUCUUUUUUUUUCUCUCUCUCUCUGGAUAUUUGGUUGUUCCUCUGUCCUCUUGCUUGUUCUCCUUCCUUUCUGCAUACUAGCAGGGGGGAUUCAGUAGCACCUAAGGGUUCGAGUCAUGUAGCCUCUCUCGUGUCUCCUGCUUGCUGUAAUUUUGCAUUCAUGAACGUGUUGCUACCCUCCACCAGAAAGUUUGACCUCCUCGCCCUAGCCCUAACUCCAGUUCAAUAAAACACCACAAAGGUUACCAAAAAAGAAGAUGAGCAAGUACUAGCAUAUAUACUAGUUUGAUAUGCGAACUGGGGUUAAAGAAAAGAAAAAUCAUAGAAAAUACAACAAACAUCCUGUAUUACAAUACUACUACUUGAAUGCCUCUGUUUGUGACUGACAUUUUAUUUCAUUUGUUUUGUUUUUUUCUUUUGUUCUGUGAAGGUAUGCUAAAUGUGCACCUCUGUAAAUACUCCCUCUGCGUGCUCUGAGGAAUAGUUCCCUGGUACUGUAAUUUGCAUUAAAUAAAGAGUAGGAUAGCCUGGAAAUGAUCAAG
Molecule: messenger RNA, 5071 nt
Organism: Perca flavescens (yellow perch)
Lineage: Eukaryota; Metazoa; Chordata; Actinopteri; Perciformes; Percidae
Gene: gsk3ba
Product: glycogen synthase kinase 3 beta, genome duplicate a
Exons: 11
Coding region: 851-2128 (425 amino acids)
Biological process (GO): negative regulation of canonical Wnt signaling pathway; positive regulation of proteasomal ubiquitin-dependent protein catabolic process; insulin receptor signaling pathway
Cellular component (GO): nucleus; cytoplasm; glutamatergic synapse
Molecular function (GO): ATP binding; beta-catenin binding; tau-protein kinase activity
Source: RefSeq, a predicted model, not a curated record